ACAUCUCGAAGGCUCACAAUUUCUAAGCGCAAGACAGACGCCCGCUUCAGAGGAAAAUAUCAACAUAUCAUUCUCGGCGCCCCUGCCUGGAAGCUCUACACGCUUAGGAACUCCCGCUCCCGCAGAUGCCCUUCUCGGAUCGGGCAAGGGCAAGAUGACCACCAUCCGACUCAUCUCACAUGACACAGACCAUGCACCUUCACCGCCUCAGCUAGCGCCUUCCAUGACCACGUUUGACUCAGCCUUAGGCUCAUCACGCUCGCACACUCCGCCGGCCAGCAAAAUCCAGGUAUGGCGCGCAUCGCCCACCCAAGGUGAACGGCUUUAUCCGAGCAUCCCGUACGAAGACAUCCAGAGCCUGCAAAGCUUCGUGGUGCCAAAGCCGGCAGAAGUGAAGGGGCGGAACGGAGGUGUCUCUGCGGACAAAGGCCUCGAUAUGCCCGGCAGCCUCACAUUCCCAGCAGACAAGCCCUCGCCAACAGACCAGUCGCAACCCCAGGCUGUCACGACGACGAGCACAGCGUUAGCGGGGACCUCCAAUGUGCUUUCUCCUGCGCUCAAGCCCAACACGUCGCCAAGCAAGAAAGAGACGCUCGGAAUCCCGCGCAGCCGACCGUUCAUCUUCGGUUCGCCGCUAUCCAAGCAUAGCCCGUCGAACACGGACUUUGGCAAGGCCGCUGCGUCCGUGCUGGAAGAGAUGAAGAAGAGGCUGGCCGAGCAGAAGGCGCAGAAAGGAGCGAGCGAGCAGAAACCGUUCACGGAGCGCGUCGCACGCUCGCGUGCCGUUGUUGAGCAAGGGCAACAAGCGGGGAGCACGGAUCGGUUCGCAAAGGUGCACGAGCAGACGUUCAGCAAGAUGGCCCCGAUCACGAGCCACUAUGCCGCGCGCCGUGUGAUGCUGCCUGAGUCGAAGAAACGCGACCUGGCCACGCUGGGCGCUGGUUCUGCCCCGGGCGUGCAGAGGAAAAAUGACAGCGUCGCAAGUGCGCUCGCAAUGCACGGCAGUGGGGCCAAUGGAGACGAGGAUGCGGGAGAUCGCAGGCUAUCGAAGCGUAUGCGUACUACGGACGCCACGGAUGUACACGAGGGAAAGAGUAUCUCCUUGGAGCCUGAUGCCGUCACUGCGGACACAAGACAGAAGCAGAGGGAGCGGGAUGCCAUCCGCAGGAAGGUAGACACCCGCAGGCGGAGCAGCUGGGACAAGACUAGUCCCGGUCGCAAGGCGAUCAUGGGUGAGUUUAUCUGGUCAUCGCGCUUUAUGAACCUGAUUCAUUCUGGGUAGCCAAAUCAUCACGCACUGGCUUGUUUGUCACUGCGAAAUCUGUUGUCCGCAAUGUCCUGAGCAGAGGUACUGCUUCUUCAGGAACGUCAAAUUCUGGCCC
Molecule: messenger RNA, 1382 nt
Organism: Laetiporus sulphureus 93-53
Lineage: Eukaryota; Fungi; Basidiomycota; Agaricomycetes; Polyporales; Laetiporaceae
Exons: 1
Coding region: 155-1282 (375 amino acids)
Source: RefSeq, a predicted model, not a curated record